GGGCCUCGCCCUCGCAUAUCGUCGAACCCAUCGACACACCGCAUUUCUGCCAUUGCCAUUGCCAUUGCCAUUUUUACUUCACAACUUCUCCAGCAGCAGAAAACCCUACUCCUCUUCUUUCCUCCUACAUAACCAGAUAAUGACCAAGGAGACCACCCCACCUCCCACCACCACCGACAACAUCACCACCACCACCCACGAACCUCCCUCCCUCCCAGCUUCUCCCCUCGCCAAACGCACCAAGCCCAACACCACCACCACCGAACAACCUAUCCCCAACAUGGGCUCCAACGGCACCCCCCUCCCCCCUCUUCAAGUGAAGAAGCUCACUCCCACCGGCCGCGCCCCAACCCGCGGUUCCGCCUUCGCCGCCGGCUACGACAUGUACAGUUCCAAGGAGACUGUCGUCCCAGCCAAGGGAAAGGUUCUUGUUGAUACGGGGAUUGCUAUUGCUGUGCCGGAGGGAACUUACGGCCGCAUUGCCCCCCGUAGCGGUCUCGCCUCAAAGCACUUCAUUGAUACCGGUGCGGGUGUCAUCGACGCAGAUUACCGUGGUGAGGUCAAGGUCCUACUGUUCAAUUUCUCGGACGUGGACUUCACGAUUAAGGAGGGAGAUCGUGUUGCGCAGUUGGUUUUGGAGAGGAUUUAUACCCCCGAGGUUGUGGUCGUUGAGGAAUUGGCGGAGAGUGUUCGUGGUGCGGGCGGUUUCGGAAGUACCGGUGUUUAGAUUUGAAUAGGGGGUUUGGGGUGGUGGAAUUUGUUGGGAUAGAAUUGGGUUGGUUAUGGCGUAUGAUAAUAAAAAGCAUGGCAUGGUAUGGCAUGGAUGAUAUAUUUCCAUCUACAAAUUAUCUCUUAUUCACAAUGAAAAAUAACUUCAAG
Molecule: messenger RNA, 879 nt
Organism: Aspergillus sclerotioniger CBS 115572
Lineage: Eukaryota; Fungi; Ascomycota; Eurotiomycetes; Eurotiales; Aspergillaceae
Product: dUTP diphosphatase
Exons: 3
Coding region: 140-727 (195 amino acids)
Biological process (GO): dUMP biosynthetic process; dUTP catabolic process
Molecular function (GO): dUTP diphosphatase activity; magnesium ion binding
Source: RefSeq, a predicted model, not a curated record